Messenger RNA from Aspergillus aculeatus ATCC 16872, 972 nucleotides. RefSeq lists its product as uncharacterized. The coding region runs from base 1 to 972 and encodes 323 amino acids. Lineage: Eukaryota; Fungi; Ascomycota; Eurotiomycetes; Eurotiales; Aspergillaceae. The record is from RefSeq and is a predicted model, not a curated record. The transcript is spliced from 3 exons. Gene Ontology annotation, molecular function: fluconazole transmembrane transporter activity. Gene Ontology annotation, biological process: xenobiotic detoxification by transmembrane export across the plasma membrane.
AUGACACUUGCGAGAGAGGUGAAAUAUGAUGAAUUCGGACUACGUGAGGCUAUCUGCAAGGAACUAGAGAGCGGCAGCCGGGCAAAUCCGGAAGAUCGUCUUUCUGGCGGCUCCCACGCUGAUUCUGGUGGUAUGAGCUCCAGCUGCACCCAUUUUAUCCAAAGACAAGCUGACAACCCUAUCACUUACCACGUUGCUCCUCCCCGAAACCUCCGCUCCCCGCAUCCUGUACGCGCGAGCCGGACGCCUAGCCAACUCACGCAGGACCCCAUCCUCCGCUCGCAGUACGAAGUCGAGCACGACCGAGAAGAAACAGCCGGAAAACGUACCGCCUGGACCCUGCUGUACUCCGCCCUCAUCAUCCCCUGGGAGAUCCACGCCCUGGACACCUCGACCCUCUUUACUACCUACGCGAUGUCAGUCAGUCAGAUGGGGCUGGUUUACCUCUGUGUGCCCGUGGGCACCUUCCUAGCCGCGAUCCCCUAUUUCGCCUUUAUCCACUGGGAGGUGCACGCUCCCAUGCGCCGUGACGAGACCAACCCCGAGCCCGAACACCGCCUCGUGCCCGCGCUGGGCGCCUCGAUCAUCAUCCCCGCGGGUCUGUUCCUAUUCGCAUGGACUGGCUGCGGCGCGCACGUUCACUGGAUCGUGCCCACAGUUGGCGCCAUGCUGGUCGUCGGCGGCAACGCCAUCAUCUUCCACACAAUCUACGUCUACGUCGCCCUCGCUUACCCGCGCUACGCCGCCUCACUGUACGUGUGCAAUGGUGUCAUCCGGACAACGGUGGCGUGCGGGGCCAAGCUAGUUGCGCAGCCGCUCUACGCCGACUUGGGGAUCGCUGGCGGAACCUCCCUGGUGGCCGGGCUGUGUUGUCUCUGCACGCUGGGCAUGUUUGGGCUGUAUCGGUUCGGGGCGGCGCUGCGGGCGCGGAGUCGCUUCACGGCCAAGUCUUUACAGGAUGCUGCUGGUUGA